AUGGUGUCGCCGGUCUUGCUGACUGGCGACGUGAAUCUUGCCCUCAAGGCUCGUGCUUCUGGACUGACUUGCCGGAAGUUGGCUGGGUCUGCCGGCAGCACGGUGGAGAACCUGCCUAAUACUCGUCCUGAGCUGCUGAAAGAAUUCUUCCCUGAAGUCAUCGUGAAGACAGACAAGGAGCGGAGGAUCGAAGCUCUCAAGGAGAAGGCGGCACAUGACCCCAAUCUGAGAUUGCUCAGCAUGCAUGGCCUGGGGUCCCGCAGACGCUCCCAGCCUCGCUCCAACAGUGAAGGACUCUCGCCACACGCCAGCGGGAACGCAUCCGCAAAGGGAAUGCCUCACGCAGACAGCCCCAGCAGCUCAAGGUCCUCCAUGCCAGACCAUUUCCAUGCAGAGACCUCGGGGCUGUCGGAUCAUCAUGUGCAGCGGCAGAACAGCCUCGGGAGAGGCUCAGGGGCCUCUGGAGAGCCCUCUGCAUCCAGUCAGCCACCCCCACCGCACCAGUCUGCAGUCCCAGACCCCCCUCGGCAAGAGCAGGGCGCUGCGGCAUCACGGGGGGAGGACAUCCUGGACUGCCUCAUGUCCGGGAUGAGGCUGGCAUUGCAGUGGCACCUGCAGCACCGCUACCCAAAUGUAUGGGAGCAGGAGAUGGGGUACAUGACGAGUGCGACAAGGGUGCUGGAGAGGCUGCUGGGCUGGCCGCAUGUGCUGGACCUGUUCACCACGGUGCAGGCGGAGGAUGAGCGCCAGAUCAUGCAGGCCCUGCAGCAGCUCAAGCUCUUCAGCAGCGACCCUGAGCAGGAAGACCUGUGGAGGGCCGUGGAGGCUGGGCGCAUGGUCCUCUCCUCCUUCUCAAGGCCUCUCAGCACAGUGGCUCUGAGCGUGAGUCAGCCGGUGGAUGCUGAGGAGGCGUUUGCAGCGCUGAAGGAGGCGCGCAGGCGCAUGAACAAGCUGUACAGCCAGAUCGCCAAGGAGCGGCCGCGCGUUGCAGAUCCACCCAAGACCAGCAGUGGAGGCUAUGGCAACCAGCGGCAAGCACGGAACCCUCGAAAUUCAGGUGAUACCGCACGCAGCGCACAGCAUCACCCAGCCGCGGCAGCCAGCACGCAUCAGGGCUUGUCCAGGCCUGCCCCCCAGCAGAUACUGUCAUCCAAUGGUGCAGACAUGCACAGCCCCUUCCUGCACCAGCAGCACAUGCAGUUCCAGAGGAUCCCAGGCAGCCCCCACGCGGGCGACCCAGCGCUGCUGCACAGCCUGAGCGGGCUGGAGGUGUCUGGCCGGAUGGGCUCCGGGCACUCCCUGCAGUCGCAGCUCAGCGGCAGUGGCUUCACGCGUAUGGACAGCUUUGGCCGCUCCGACAGCGCGCAUGCGCAGGACCCCAGCAUCGCCGUGCGCGGCCACUACAGCACGCGCGCCGGCUACCAGCAGCUUCCCGCGCGGCUGCCGUCCGCAGGGAUGUCUCCUGACGUCGAGGCUGCCGCAUUGCUGCAGCAGCAGGUCCUGGCGCAGGCUGCGCUCAUGCAGGCCAACCAGCAGCAAGCCCAGCUCUCCCAGCAGGGCUCUGGCCCCAGCUUUGCAGGCAGCCUGGGUCAGCAGGUGCUUACACAGGCGGACUGGAAUGCGGCGAUGCACAACGCUGCCAUGCAGACGGCAGCCAUGCACGGCCUUGCUCCUGCAGCGGGCAGCGCACACAUGCACGCCAGCUCUGGCUCCCCUGCCGUGCAGCAACACCUGCCGCCUGCUCAAUCCAGCAGCAUGCUGCCUGCUGGCCCGGCAGGGGCAAAUACUGGCGGAGGGGUGGUCGGCAUGCACGCUGACGCGCCAGAGCACCCGCCCCCCAGCAGCCCGCACUCUCGAGGACCAGGCUUCAAGUCCGCAGCGCUGAUGCAAGCGGCGGUGGAGAUGCUGGCGGGGGCGCAGCAGUGGGGCGCUGGGGAGGACAUGGCGGCCAGGCGGCUGCUGCAGGCGCUCGUGCACGCCAGGAGGGCCGCUGCCAGCUUCCCCGCCGACAUGCACGACCAGUCCAAACUCCACGUCUGCCUGCAAGCCCUGCAGGGGCUGUGGUCGCUGCUGCUGCAGAGCUGCCGCCAGGAUGCGGUGGAGCCUGACUUUGAGGACAUGCUGAUGUACCUGAGCGAUACCAGCCGCUUGGAGGGCGUCGUCAAGCCUCUCCUGGAGAUGACCAAUAAGGGCUGA
Messenger RNA from Coccomyxa subellipsoidea C-169, 2196 nucleotides. RefSeq lists its product as hypothetical. The record is from RefSeq and is a predicted model, not a curated record. Bases 1 to 2196 code for a protein of 731 amino acids. Lineage: Eukaryota; Viridiplantae; Chlorophyta; Trebouxiophyceae; Coccomyxaceae. The transcript has 9 exons.